Molecule: messenger RNA, 705 nt
Organism: Rodentolepis nana
Lineage: Eukaryota; Metazoa; Platyhelminthes; Cestoda; Cyclophyllidea; Hymenolepididae
Source: the annotation of a GenBank genome assembly
ACCAAAGAGAAAGAGGAGAAGAAACACAUCAGUAUAGUCGAGGCUGCUCUGAUGGAGAUGGAGAAUGCGACAUUGGAUCUCACUUUUUCUGGUGCCACAAGUGCCAUCAUCAGCGACGACAUGCUAAAAGAUUUAACACGCUGUUUGCCAGCGAGUCGACUCGGCAGUUCAAUGAACUUGAUCUAUUCUACAGAGAAGGAUGGAUUCAGCCUGAAUGCUCUCUACCGAAAGACUAGAAAUGUCGACGAUAUUAGUGUCCUCUUGAUUCGCGAUCAAGGGGGUACAGUGUUUGGUGCUCUGCUUUCAGAGAAAAUGCGCUGUUCUCCGCGGUUCUAUGGAACUGGAGAAAGUUGUGUUUUCCAUUGGCGAAACGGUUUCAAGGUCUACAAUUGGACAAGAAAGAAUCACUACUUUAUGCAAGGAUCUCGAGAUAGCUUCCUUAUUGGAGUUAAAAAUGGCCACAGCGCAAUUUGGUUUGAUGGAGAUUUGAAGUAUGGACGAAGUGAAGCAACGGACACCUUCGACAAUCCUGUUCUCUGUACCCUGCCCAAGCCUCACAUCAGUCCGAAUCGCAACUCCUCUACUACAACAUGGGCCAAUUCCAUUCCCUCAAGCCCCUCCUACGGUUCCUUGGGAGACACUGGUGAACCCACUAGUGUCGCUUUUGUCAUAACCACGCUAGAACUUUGGGAAAUAGUGUCCUGA